Molecule: messenger RNA, 2491 nt
Organism: Ricinus communis (castor bean)
Lineage: Eukaryota; Viridiplantae; Streptophyta; Magnoliopsida; Malpighiales; Euphorbiaceae
Exons: 2
Coding region: 224-2239 (671 amino acids)
Source: RefSeq, a predicted model, not a curated record
UUUGACAACUAAGUCCAUGUUACCAUUUCCCCCUCGCUCUUCUCUUCCUCUCCAGAUCUUCAUCACACGGAUAGACAGGGACAGAAAGAAAUGAGUUUGAAUCUUGACUUCCAACAGCAACAACAACAGAAUCUAACACUAAACCAGCUUUAAUUUCUUGCAUCUUAGCUAUUUCCUCUUUCAAUUUUCCCAAAUCAAAGUUCAGUCUUACUAGAUCAUCACCAUGUCCUGUCUAGCCCUCUCUCUCCAACCCGCCAACGGAUCCGACAUCCUCCUCCAAACCCGAGAGUGGUUCCCACCCGCCCGCGCCCUAGUCGCUACCUCUGCCUUCCGUAAAACGCGAUUAUCAUUUUCCACCUCCAAACAGAACCCCAACCACCUCUGCACCGAGGAAACCUCCUCCGCCGCUGCCGAAUCAAUCGGCGACGAUCCACUCGCUGCCUCUAGCGGACAACUCAUCGUCGGCGUUGAAAGCCGUUAUCGUGUCGUCUACCGGUUAGUAAACGGAAUUUAUGUUUUGGGUAUCACAACAGCUGAUCAAGAUAAUUCCAUUAAUGUAUUUGAGUGCAUUCAUAUUGUUAAUCAAGCUGUUAGUGUAAUUGUGACGGCUUGUCGCGGUGUGGAUGUGACGCCUGAGAAGCUGAAUCGAAAAUAUGCGGAGAUAUAUAUGGCGUUGGAUAUUGUAUUGCGUGGGGUUAGUAAUAUUAGACUUGCUGCUAUGCUUGGUUCUAUGCACGGAGAUGGCAUUGCCAAAAUGGUACAUUCUGCUUUAGAUACUGAGAAUAAAAUUAGAGGUGCUGAUAAUUGGGUAGCUCAGGAAGUUCAUGCUGUUGAGCAUCAGGCUAGUAUCGAGGCAUUUUCGAGUGCGACCUUUGAGUUGCCUCCUGAGACUAUUGCUGCAGGUGAUGAGGUGGCGGCAAGUAUUGCGCCUGUUCUAACUGAGCAACUUGAUCAGAAGCAAGAGAAACAGGAGGAGAAUGAGGCUCCCAAGGAUCCUUUUGCCGCUAGUGAGAUGAUCAAUAAGGAGGAGGGUUUGGCUGGCGAGUUUAAGAAAGAUAAGAGUCAGUCUACUGAUUUACAAUUGGCAUUGGCAGGGUUGGAAGUGACUACAUUGCCUCCUGCGGAGGCGACACAAGCUACGCAUAUUAGUGUGGAGGGAUUUGAAGGGGAUUAUGGUGGUAUUGAGUUUAGCAAUGAGCAGGCUUCCUUAGGAGAAACUUUUGAAGGGUUUGGUGAGGCUUGGGGAGGUGGAUUGGAUGCAUCAGAGUUUGUGGGACCUAAGAAGAUACUGAAACAGCAAGGUCUAGGUGGACUUGAAUUGUUGCAAACUGGAGCUGAUCCAGCUGCCGCAGCAAAGGCUGCUGCAAGUGGAGCAGCAGGCGGUACUCCUCUUGAGAAUCUUUUGGUUCAGAAAACUGAAAUGAAAGGUCCAGAGAUGUACAUCAUUGAAGAAAUUAGUGCAGAGUUUAGAGAAUCAUUGCUUGCUAGAGUUGGAUUGAUGGGUGUGGUUUAUUUGAGAACAUUGCCACCAAAAACUGCUGGUGAUAAGGAAACUGAGUUUUCAUUUCGAACUAAUAACACGAGUGCUGUUAAGAGACUUAUUAUACAAAGUUCUAGAGUUAGUAGCCUUGGUAAUGGGAUGUUUCAUGUGAGAACUGCACCAUCUGAUGAACCUUUACCAAUAUUGAAAUAUAGUCUGCUACCUAGGUUAACUCCAUUGCCAUUGAGAGUUCGCCUUAUACAACGACAUAGUGGCACUUUGCUUUCUAUAAUGAUUCAGUAUGUUUCAAACCCAGAUUUGCUAGUUCCACUGAGUGAUGUAACAUUUAUAUUGAAAUUACCAGUUGACCCAACAUUGUUGAAAGUUACGCCUAAAGCUGUGCUGAAUAGGACUGAGAGAGAAUUGAAAUGGCAUAUCCCAGAGAUUCCACUCAAAGACCCUCCUGGUAGGUUGAGGGCUAGGAUGCCUGUGGACUCUAGUGAGGGAGACAGUGAAGAAGGGAUUGAGGUUUUUGGUUAUGUUAAAUUUUCCAUGCAAGGAGCUACUUCUUUAUCUGGAGUUUGUUUGCAGCCUGCUUCAGAGGGUAAGACAGACUUUUAUGAGUCCAAAGUGCCCCCAAGUUAUUUAUUACCUGAAAGUGGAGUGGUUAAGUCUGCUAUCUUCUCUUUUCUCCAAGUUUGCAAGUCACGUCAAUAUAAUUCGGGCCUGAAAUGCCUGCCACCUAAGCUAAUCAAAUAGAUCAAUAUCCUCAAAACAGUGUCUGGUUACCGUGCAAAGUAGAAUGGUAAACCUGCGGUGGAAAAUAGCCCUUGAUACCUGCAAUUUCUUGUGUUACAGCUUACUGAUCAAUCUUUCACACAAGCUAUAGUUAAUCUAGUUCUCUUAGUUUUAAAAUGAAAUUCAAAAUCAGUUCUAAUCAGGCUACAUGAAGGAGGUAGCUCCCCUCUUCUAUUUUCAGUUGCUUGGAAUUAUUGUGCUGUUAUUGAUUCA